AUGGCCAUGGAUGUUGCAUCCUCCACCUCAUCAGCAUUCAACAGCCCUAGCAAACAAUGUCCCAAAAUCCUCAAAACCGGCUGCAUCCAAGCCGCAACAUACCUACACCAGUCACGUUUUGACCAGCUCGGCAUCUGGAAAGAUUUGCCUGUAAUAGCAAUCGAGAUCAGGGAUGCAAAUUGUGACGGGCUUCCCGUUGCGGGCCUUGGUCUCGGUCGAGUAGACGGCGAGAAGUACGGCCCUAAUUCGGAGAGCCGUAGAGGGAGACUGGUCGGUCUAUGGCGUGGUGGUGGAUUCGGCGGAGGUAGACGGCUUGCGACGAUCCGGAUGGUGGCACACACCUCCUACGCUUUCAAUGGCUGA
Molecule: messenger RNA, 363 nt
Organism: Striga asiatica
Lineage: Eukaryota; Viridiplantae; Streptophyta; Magnoliopsida; Lamiales; Orobanchaceae
Source: the annotation of a GenBank genome assembly